AUGGAUCCUCCAACCAAGCCCUUCAGCUCGAGGUUUCCCACCAACUACGCGCCUACCGACGAAGAAGCCUCGCAAAUCAAGAAUCUUAUUUCUGUGCCGCUAGUUCAAGUCGCCCAGAUCAAAGAGAAAAUGGCACAAAUAAAGCGCGAAAUUACAGACCUUCAACAGCAAUACGAUGCCUGGGAGGGUACCUGUUCUUCCAUCCUUCGAGAGGCCUCCGUUCAGGACUACCAGGCCCUUCUCGCCCCCAUACGACGACUCCCUCCCGAAAUCUUGCAGCAAAUUUUCCUCUUUUCCAUCCCAGACAACCACUACGCAGUAAUAUCCCCUAACGAGGCACCGGUCUCCCUUACUCACACUUGUGGCCGCUGGCGUCGCAUCGCGGUCAAGAUGCCACUAUUGUGGACCUCCGUUCACAUCUCAGUCCCCUCGCAGGUAAUAGAAGAUCCAGACUUUGUCAAGAAAGCCAUAGAUGCACGAGUUUCAGCUCUGAAAAGAUGGAUCAAGCGAAGCCACGACCUCCCAUUCGACUUUUCCGUGUACGACCCCGGGACUGUGCUUGCCUUAGAGGAGCCUAGGAAGCGGCUCUUCGGGCUCUUGUGCUCCAUUUCGAAACAAUGGCGGCGUGUUAAGAUUCACGCCCCUCCUAACGUUUUGCAACGCAUCGCGAAGCUGAAAAGGAAGGACAUCCCCCUUCUUGAAGAGUUCGAGGUGCACACCGACCUCGUCUCUUCCAUCGUCUCAUGCAACGAGGACAACGAAAUCAUCAUAUGGGGUGGCAGCCGGGUUCUCGCCGCACCUCUCCUGACGCGUUUCAAGACCAACACCGUCUCAGAGUCGCUCCGCAAAUUCAAGCUCCCAUACAAGCAGCUCACGCAUCUCGAACUCGGGCACGGGCUCUCACCCUCAUGGGAGCCAUUCCUCUCCGUUUCGAGGCUCGCUUGGAUUUUGCUACUGAUGGCGAACCUCGUCAGAGGUUCCUUUGUCGUCAGCGCGGCUUCGUUCGAGUUCCCAGAGCAGCAGAUCAAGCUGCCCGAGCUGGAGAGUUUAGUGAUCACGGAGAUGGGACGUGAAGUCGACUGUUCGGACCUGUUCGGUCGACUCGUCAUUCCGAAGCUCAAGCACUUGACGUACCAUUCGAAUCCACUGGCCGAUUCGGAAACAGUAUUUUCCUAUAUGGCGCUGCCCACGAUUCUCCGCACCGCUGCACCAACGCUAGAGAGCCUCGAAGUCAAUGGGCUCAUGUUUCCUUCUCAAGAGUUCAUGAUCAAUUGUCUACGCUACGUCACGAACGUCCGUAAGCUUCAUUUCGUCGAUACGACACCCAGCUGCAUUCCAGGCACGCUUUAUCCCGGCACCUACUUCGACGAUGCACUUCUCGACACGCUCAUCUCGACCAGCGAGUUUCCAGACAGGUACCUCCUUCCCAAGCUCGAAGAUAUCAGUAUCGAGUACAUAUCCAAGUUUACUGAUGCAGCGAUCUGCGAGUUCCUCGGCUUUCGCAGUGGUACGCUCCCUCGCGUCCGUGUUCACGCGCUGAAGUUCUUCUCCGUCGUUGUCGAACAUUCAUGCCCUGGUGACGGUGGUGCGCUGAAGCAGAUGGAGCACCUUGUGAAGGCGGGAUUAGCAUUGGUGGUAGGGUACAAUCGCGCGAAGCGUUCGCCACGGGCAGUCGAUGUACCUGGCAGGUCUGGCCAUUUAUCUAGCGCGUAUGACGGUUUGGCUAAGUUCUAG
Molecule: messenger RNA, 1734 nt
Organism: Cyclocybe aegerita
Lineage: Eukaryota; Fungi; Basidiomycota; Agaricomycetes; Agaricales; Hemipholiotaceae
Source: the annotation of a GenBank genome assembly